UCAGUGUGCCCUGAUGAUCAGUGUAGCCCCAGCAGUGCAACCUGUCAGUUGCCCAUCAGUGCCACAGCAAUGCCACAUAUCAGUGCCUAUCAGUGCACAUCAAUGCCACAUAUCAGUGCCCAUCUGAGCUGCCUUUCAGUGUCAGCUGUCAGUGCCACCUAUCAGUGCUGCCAAUCAGUGCCACCUAUCAGUGCUGCCAAUCAGUGCCACCUAUCAGUGCGCAUCAGUGCUACCUAUCAGUGCCAGUCAGUGCCACCUAUCAGUGCGCAUCAGUGCCACCUAACAGUGCCAGUCAGUGCCACCUAACAGUACCAGUCAUUGCCGCCUAUCAGUGCCAGUCAGUGCUGCCUAUCACUGCCACCUAUCAGUGCCGCCUAUCAGUGCC
Molecule: messenger RNA, 385 nt
Organism: Staurois parvus
Lineage: Eukaryota; Metazoa; Chordata; Amphibia; Anura; Ranidae
Source: the annotation of a GenBank genome assembly